AUAAAAGGCCUACCAGCAGACAUGAGAAUCAAGCUUCAAAGGCUCUACUCAAAAAUGGUCUGCAAGUGUGACUGCAAAAACCAAAAUUGUUCCUGCAACACCGGAACUAAAGAUUGCGAUUGCUCCGACGCCAAGUGCUGUGAGCAAUACUGCUGCCCAACUGCCAGUGAGAAGAAAUGCUGCAAAUCUGGAUGUGCCGGAGGAUGCAAGUGUGCCAACUGCGAAUGUGCUCAGGCUGCUCAUUAAUUUGAAAUUAAUACUCUUCCCUUUGAAACAAAUUCCUACUAAUUGAUAUUGUUCGAGGUUUUUUCUUGAAAGCUGAAAUAAAUGUUAAAUAUUUAUUGUAA
Caenorhabditis elegans is the source of this 347-nucleotide messenger RNA. RefSeq names its product Metallothionein-2 (gene mtl-2). NCBI's taxonomy places the organism in Eukaryota, Metazoa, Nematoda, Chromadorea, Rhabditida, Rhabditidae. The record is from RefSeq and is marked reviewed. Bases 55 to 246 code for a protein of 63 amino acids. The transcript is spliced from 2 exons.